GAGGGAAACCGUUGAAGCGCGUAAGGAUACGACGGAGCUGCCCGUCGCCAGCAGGUGCACAACGCAGGGGAAUCACAAACACGGGAGGGAUGAUAGCGUAGCAUAUGGUGUUUUCCCGUUUCGAAACGACAGAAGACUCGUCCGCCAAAAAAACCACAACCUUGUGCUUUACACUGGAGUAAUGCCACGGAUCUUGACUGUGUAAAAAUAGAGAACAGAAACGCACACAAAGUUAAGUGAGGUAACUAGCCUCUGAAUCGUUUGAGUCUCCCCCUUCACUCAUGAAGAAGUGAACGUUGCUUUGUUAAAGAAUCGUUGGACUUAAGACUGGACUCUGUUUCUUCAUUGUUAAGAGCACGUACUAUCUGCUGAUCUCCUUUCUCCAGAGUGACUGCGGUCACUGCAUACAGAAGCCAUUCACUCUUAACACCAACAAAAUGUCAGGUACUUACACACCAGCCCCUGGUGGGCCAUUCUCUGCUCUCACCCCAAGCAUGUGGCCCCAGGAUAUUUUGGCCAAGUACCAUCAAAAAGACUGCUUGGAACAGCCUGAACUCCAAUAUGAUGAGUUUGGCUUCAGAGUGGACACUGAAGGAGGUGGGGAGCCUAGAUCCUGGCUGGGCACUGAAGGCUCACCCCAGCGUGAAGACCCCCAGCAACGACUGCGCUGGCAAGCCCACCUGGAGUUCACCCACAAUCACACAGUGGGUGACCUGACCUGGGAGCUCAUCGAUCCUGUCCUUCCGCGCUCUGAGCGUCUGCGUUCCUUGGUGUUAGGGGGCAUACCUCACAGCAUGAGGCCACAGCUCUGGAUGCGGCUGUCUGGAGCACUGCAGAAGAAGAGGACCUCUGAGAUCUCCUACAGAGAAAUCAUUAAGAACAGCUCCAAUGAAGACUCCACCACAGCCAAACAGAUAGAGAAGGACCUGUUGCGGACUAUGCCAACCAAUGCCUGUUUCAGCAGUCUGACCAGUGUUGGAGUGCCAAGGCUGAGACGGGUACUGAGAGGCCUAGCCUGGCUCUACCCAGACAUCGGGUACUGUCAGGGCACCGGCAUGGUGGUCUCCUGUCUGCUGCUCUUUCUUGAGGAGGAGGAUGUACUGUGGAUGAUGUGUGCCCUUAUUGAAGACCUCCUUCCAGCAUCCUACUUCUCGUCCACUCUGCUGGGCGUCCAAACGGACCAGAGGGUUCUCCGCCAGCUCAUUGUACAGUACCUGCCUGCCCUCGACCGCCUUCUGCAAGAGCAUGACAUAGAGCUGUCGCUGAUCACACUCCAUUGGUUCCUGACAUCAUUUGCCAGCGUGGUGGACAUCCGUCUGCUCCUUAGGAUCUGGGAUCUCCUCUUCUACCAGGGCUCAUUGGUGCUCUUCCAGGUCACACUGGGAAUGCUCAAGAUCAAGGAGGAAGAGCUCGUAUCAUCAGAGAACUCCGCUUCCAUUUUUAAUACUCUGUCGGACUUACCAAGCCAGCUGAGGGAUGGGCCUGCCGUUCUUGGGGAAGCUAUGAGGCUAGCAGGGACACUGUCCCAGGAAACUCUGGAAGCCCACCGCCACAAGCACCUAGCCUAUAUCCUAAACGAACAGGCGCAGCUCAACAAUGGAAACAACACGACACUCAACACAAAUCUCAACAAGGUGUUGAGGAGACAGUCCCUGCGAAGGAAGUCCACCCUGAGCUCCCUGCUGUUUGGGGAGGAUGAGGCAGAGGCCCUAAAGUCUAAGAACAUUAAGCAGACAGAACUGGUGGCUGCCCUGCGAGAAGCCAUAGCCCGCACUGCAGAGCACUUCCACUGUUUGGACCCACAUAACUCCAGUACUGACCUGACUCCUGACUACUCCAUGGAGAGCCACCAGCGAGAUCAUGAAAACUUCCUUGUUGUGUCCCGCAACCGGCGGAGACGGGCAAAGGCUUUGCUGGACUUUGAGCGACACGAUGAUGAUGAACUGGGCUUCAGAAAGAAUGACAUCAUCACGAUCAUCUCACAGAAGGAUGAACACUGUUGGGUAGGAGAACUCAAUGGCCUCAGAGGCUGGUUUCCAGCAAAGUUUGUGGAGAUCCUAGAUGAAAGAAGCAAAGAGUACUCAUUAGCAGGUGAUGACUCUGUGACAGAGGCAGUGACAGACCUGGCCAGGGGCACACUGUGUCCAGCCCUAAAAGCCAUCUUUCAGCACGGUCUCAAGAAACCAUCUAUACUGGGAGGUCCCUGUCACCCUUGGUUAUUCAUAGAAGAGGCAGCCAGUAGAGAGGUAGAGAGGGACUUCAACUCUGUCUACUCAAGACUGGUGCUAUGUAAAACCUACAGGUUAGAUGAAGAUGGAAAAGUACUAACACCAGAGGAGCUGCUAUACAGAGCAGUGCAGUCAGUCAACAUGAGCCACGACUCAGCACAUGCUCAGAUGGAUGUCAAGUUUAGGUCUCUUGUCUGCGUGGGCCUCAAUGAGCAGGUGCUACACUUAUGGCUGGAGGUGUUGUGUUCCAGCAUGGCUGCUGUGGAGAAAUGGUAUCAUCCUUGGUCAUUCCUUCGCAGUCCUGGAUGGGUACAGAUCAAGUGUGAGCUCAGGGUCCUGUCAAAGUUUGCCUUCAGUCUCUCCCAGGAUUGUGAGCUACCUGACAAGAAAGAGGAGAAGGAGCAGAGACCAUUGAAAGAGGGAGUGCAGGACAUGUUGGUGAAACAUCACCUCUUCAGCUGGGACAUUGAUGGCUAGACACACAGCAAAAAAAACAGCUAAAUCCUACCCUGUCCUGUGUGUCUGUUCAUAUUGAAUCUCUCUUCACUCGUUUCUUACAGACGGUCAGUCAUAAAUUAGACACUCUUGUCUGCUACAGAAAGUGACUACUUCACAGACACUGUCCGUCACUUCACCUUUCAGUGUUGAACUAGUGUGAGAGCCUAAUGAUGAUGAUGAUCCUGAAACUCUCACGUCACCAUGAAGGUCAACUGGGUUGUAUGAGCUGAAGCAUGUGUGCAUUAAGGUGUGCAUAUUUUGUUUUUAUUCAGACCUGGUAUAGUAGGUUACAUAUCAUGUUUAAAACUAUAUAAACUUAUACAAGUAAAACAGUCCUCUAGUACAGAAUAGUCUGUACUCACUGGACUGGAACACUUACGUAUUUCUUAAGUACUGACUACACUGGGUCUUCAGCUAUUUAUGGCUGACUGUGUGUUUGGUGCAGGAGUGAGACAUACAGUCCAUUCUCUUUCUUUGGUUGUGUGUCUACGUUAAAUGCAGCCCCAGGUGAUCACAAACGCUGGGCCUAAAUUCCACAUUGCCCUGUAAAUUCUCAAAAGUUAAGACCAAAACAGAACAUCUAAACAUGGAGCUGUGAAGCUACAACUUAUUUUUGAGAGGAAUGCUACUUACCUCAAUAUCAUGAAUUCUCUAAAAUAUUUCAUUAAACACUAAUGUUGCAAACGCCAAGUAAAGCCUUUUCAAAUUGUGAUAGAAGACUAUGGGUAGUUGUGCUACCUUUAACAGUGGUAUAUUAUUAUAUAUAUAUUUAUAUCUAUAUAUAUCUAUAUAUAGAUAUAUAUAGAUAGAUAUGAGCUAAAGCAAUUCAACAGCUUCAGUUUCCGACCUGAUGUCCAGCUCUGAUUUAAAACUGCACAUACAUUAGAAAACAGGGAUUGCCUGUUAUUCAAACUGUGGACUAUUCUUGAUAGUGGUGGACUGUAAGUGGGGACUUGAGAGGGUUGAUGUGUUAACUGAACUGAAUUACUUUGAUUAUCUUGUGAUACACAGGACAUUAAUGUUUAUGUUCACUUGUUACAUUUUAGCUUGUCAAUUUUUGAAUACUAACUUCAUACAGUAGCAACAUAUCUGUUGUAUUAGUUAUUCUUGGCAAGCUAAUUAGAUCUUGCAUAUGUAAAGCUUGAAACUGUUGUGUAAUUUCAGUGAAGAUUUUUUUUUUUUACUUUCAUCAUUUUCUGUAACUUUUCCCAUGUGCAGAAAACACAACCUAGUUUCUAGUUUUACAUGAUUGUAGCCUGUGUAAAUCACAAUAUACUGGUUGUCAAAAAUCAGCAAUCGAAAUACAGAAGAAUAUUCUGAUGUCUGGUGUCAACUCAAGGAAAUCCAGCCAACAGUUCCCACUUUCCUCCUGUAACAUGUAGACCUGAUAAGCCUUACUGUACAUAAAAUGAGUUACAGUAUAUUUGAGAAAAAGAACAUGACAAAUAUUGAAAACCCAUCCCUUCUGCCAAAUUGAUGUUAAAAAAUAUUUUUUUCACAGAUUGCAGACACUUUUUUUAAUACAUAAUG
This is a messenger RNA of Xiphias gladius (swordfish), 4256 nucleotides long. RefSeq names its product small G protein signaling modulator 3 (gene sgsm3). Gene Ontology annotation, molecular function: protein binding. The transcript is spliced from 23 exons. Bases 438 to 2705 code for a protein of 755 amino acids. The record is from RefSeq and is a predicted model, not a curated record. Lineage: Eukaryota; Metazoa; Chordata; Actinopteri; Istiophoriformes; Xiphiidae.